Messenger RNA from Dentiscutata erythropus, 142 nucleotides. NCBI's taxonomy places the organism in Eukaryota, Fungi, Glomeromycota, Glomeromycetes, Diversisporales, Gigasporaceae. The record is from the annotation of a GenBank genome assembly.
AAGAACGGAUUAAAUGAUAUUGUUGCAAUUCUAAAUCAUACGGUCGAAAAGCCCCUUAAAUGUGCGUUACCACUUGGUCCAACUAAUGGAUUUUAUCUCUAUAAAUGUAAUACUUCUAUAACAUCGAAAUGCAUUUGGGGAG